Catharus ustulatus (Swainson's thrush) is the source of this 5681-nucleotide messenger RNA. RefSeq names its product potassium voltage-gated channel modifier subfamily V member 2 (gene KCNV2). Bases 3931 to 5646 code for a protein of 571 amino acids. The transcript is spliced from 2 exons. The record is from RefSeq and is a predicted model, not a curated record. Gene Ontology annotation, molecular function: voltage-gated potassium channel activity. Gene Ontology annotation, biological process: protein homooligomerization; potassium ion transmembrane transport. Gene Ontology annotation, cellular component: membrane; voltage-gated potassium channel complex. NCBI's taxonomy places the organism in Eukaryota, Metazoa, Chordata, Aves, Passeriformes, Turdidae.
CCCCCAGGACACAGGGGGCCCUCCUGGCUGCCAGGGCACUGCAGACUCAUGUUCAACUUAUCAGGGCACCCAGAUCUCUUUCCCCAAGCCUCUUGUCCUCAAAUCCACAUGUACAUCCAGGAUUACCCUAUCCCAGGUGGAGAAUCCUGCAAACGAACUUGUGUCAUUUCUAAUUGUUGGUAGUUGCCAAAAUCUCUAAUCUACCCACAUCUCUCUGCAGAGCCUCUCUACCUUCAAGGGAAUCCACAACUUUUCCUAGUGUAGUAUCAUCACCACACCUACUUAAUGUGCAUUUGAUCCCUGCAUCCAGAUCUUUUAUAAAAAUGUUUUAGAGCACUGGUGCUGAAAUGGAGCCCUGAGGAACCUCUGGUCCCUGGCUGCCAGCCUGAUGUAGCAACAUUUACCAAAACCCUUUGAGCCCAACCCACCAGCCAGUUGCUCACACAGCCCAUUAUGGACUCAACUAGCUGUGUGCCAGGCAGUUUAUCCAGCAGGGUCCUGUGGCAGACAGUAACAAAAGCUCUGCUAAAAUAAAGAGCAGCCCACAUCUAGUGGGUUCCCUUGGUCACCUAGAUGGGUUACUUUGACAUAAAAGAAUAUUAAAUUGGUCAAACAGGAUGUUUCCCUUGUGAACAUGUGCUAGCUGUGAACAAUGACUGCAUUAUCUCUCAAACAUUUUUCAGUAACUCCCAGAAAAACCUUUCCUAUAAUUUUACCACGUCCUGCAGUGAAAAUUAUAGGCCUAUAACUUCCAGAGAUUUCUUUUUACCUUUCUUGAAAACUGGGACAAACUUCCAGAUUCCAGCUGACUGGGACAUCUCCAGACUCACAGGACAAAUGAAAUGACACAAUGCAGAGAGGUCCUUCAUCAGCCAAUUCUUCCAUGGAAAGAAUCCUAUCCAGCCUCAUAUACCUGUGUAUGCAUCCAACUGAAACAGCAAGUCUCAGACAAUUUCAGGACUGCCUGGGAAAUCUAUCAUUGCCCAAGUGACAGCCUUCCAACAAAGGCCUCCAAGGAUCCCAGCUCAUCAUUGGUCUUGAAGACAUAUGGCAAAGGUGUCAUCAUUUUAUUUGGACCUCAUUAAACGAUGGACCAAUGUUAUCUCUGGUCCUUUUUUUGCUGUCAGCAUAUAAAACCCAAAAAACCUUUUUUGCUUUCCUUCACAGCUUGUCCUGGACAGCUUGAAUUCUAUCGGAGUUUGGGUCACCCAAAUUUUCUCUCCACAGAAAUGAGCAGCAUCUCUGUAACCCUCCCAUGUCACCUUGCUUCCAGUGUUCAUAUGCUUUCCUUCUCCUUCUAAGCACACUGCUCAGCCAAGUCAACCUUCUGCCCCAUUGGCUUGGCUUUCAACACAUUGUGUUUGGCUGCUCUUGCUCUUAAAAAAGAGUUCUUGGGAAGGGAUAAGCAUGUAACUCAAAUAACUUAACCAAAAAAAAGUUCCCAAGGGACUUCACGAACUAGUUCUUUAAGCAGCCCAUAGUUUUCUCUUCCCCAUACAAAAAGACAAGGAAUUCUUACUAUGACAUUUAUGAAGAAAAGAAGCACACUGAAUAAUACAGAUAAGGGGGAAAAGUGGUUCCUUUCUAGUCACUUCAUUUUCCUAUGUAUCUACACUGAGAAUCUAGCACCUCAGAAUCAACUCCCACCAGAAAAUAAAGAACAUAUAUUAAACUAUUUUAUUUUAGCUGUUUUGUCUGUUAGAGACAAGUUUGAGCAGAGUGCAGCAGGUGCCCCAGAAUUCUAUUCCCAAGAAUAUUUAGGUCAAAAGAUUAGUCUGAGCAGAACAAAGCUAGUGAUCUUCCCUGCUUUGCUUAGUAAUGAUGUCCAAGAUGUGAGUCCAUGUACAUGAGGAGCUGGUGCCUGACAGUCAUGAAGUUCACCCUGUAGAAGCUCCUGCUGCUGCAGUAUGGCAUAAGAAAUAAUCUCUUGAAUAGUGAGCAAUAAAUCUUACUGGAUAUCUCUCAGAAGAGGCCAGAAAGCCUGGCAAAAAGCAAAAUUAAAUGUUACAGCAGAGACUGGCAUGAGGAAUAUGGUUAUAGUCUAUCCUGGAUCUUGAUUAAGAAAUAUUCAAGAAUUUUCGGUGCUAAAAUGAUGGCAUUGUGAACUACUUUUUUCUUGCAUUUGAAUUAGUUUUCUUAGGAGAAAGAAACAGCCUCAAAACUUGACAUGAAUUUGCAUUAAGGUUGCUCUACAAAGGAGUCACCAUGAAAUGGUUUAAUGCUCAAGGCAAGCUUCAAACCUGGUUGGUAUCUCUAAAGAGAUAUUAAUAGGGGCCUUGCAUCUUUUGCAGCAAGAAAGAGAACUGGCAGGGGAGACCAAUUCACUUUCAAGCAGAGUUAAAUAUGAGUUACAAAUAAUUCAGGCCUUAAACAGUGUGACUCGAAACCUUGAACAGUUUAGUGUGAUCCACUCAGUAGAAUACAGACUGAGACCAAAAGUAUUGCAAAAUGCUCAGCUAUGGCAUCUUCCAUUUUGUCAAGAAUUAGUAAAAAUAAAUACAAAAGCUACAACUGAAGGUAAGGAAACAGGAAAGAAGAAGGAGAUAUUCUCAUAGCAGCAGCAAUUGCUUCACAUAGGACACCAUCAAAACAACAGUAUUGGGAUCUGAAGAUGCAAGAAAAUGAGACCAAUGUAGAAGAACAGGAAUUUGAGGACAAUAAAGUGAAAACACUGCUGCAGUGCUCUGGGAUACACUGUCCCAGUAGCCUGUGUGAAAGGGAGCGGGAAGCCUUCCAGACCAGUAAGGGUGUUGCCAAAGCUAGCCGUUUUUCAGUGCCUUGUCUCUUCCUGCACCAGCCUGGACACAGGUGGAAUAAUGAGCUGCUGCUUAGGAGUCACAAGUCAGGUGCUAAGAGCAUGCACAAGGAGUGCAUUUUGUUGAGUGCAUCCCCUGCUUUACAGGAACUCCAGCUUAGCUGAAGUGCUCUCAGUGACAAAGGGAAGUAACCUGGUUUUUGGGAUGCUCAUUAUUACAGGAAUCUCUGGUGCCAGCUCAACCACAGCUGAAGACGAAACCUCCAUCCAAACACAGGGAAAGCAUUUCUCCUGCUAGUUACACACUGAAGCUUUAUACUAAUCUAACACUAUCUGCAAAAGAAAUAAGAGUGUCUUUAUGCUGUUUAUGCUGUUUAUGAGUUUGAAGCUGGAAACCCCUUCACACCCCCGUCCUUUGCUUCCACUGUGCAUUAGACCUGCACUUCCACUGUGCAUCCAAAAUUUCAGGCACAGACUGAAAUAUUCCUUAGCUCUUACUCAAAUGGAAGUGUUCUAACUGUGAAUAAAAUGAAAUUACUUUUAUUUGCUCACCUUUUUGAAAAUAUUUUAAGAGCUACUCCAGUGAGUUCCUACCCUUUAUCUGCGUAUCAAUUAUUAAUUAUUUUCAUUAAAGAAAACCGAGCCAUGCUAUGCUCAUGGGGAUGAAAGAAAUAUGCAAUGCUCUCUUUCUCUCUGCCCCUCAUACAUUUUUAUUUGAGAUUAUUUUUAAUCCAUAGGAUUAAAAUAGGAAUUUUAAUAGGAAAUAGGAAAAUGUGUGGGUUUUAUUAGCAAUAAAACUUUAGGGGAUUUCCCCCCCUACUGAUUUUUCAUAGUUUUAUGGAUCCAUAAUCACUCACGUCACAGCUUAAGGGAAACGAGGCUUGAACAGGAUAAUAGCCCUUAAAUCCCCUCCUCUAAGCACUCAGAUCUUUGCUGUCAGCAAGAUUAAAACGGUCAACAGCAGUCUUCAUGUGUCUAUAUCCCACACAGGUCUUUCACAACAACUGGAGUGGUGGCUGGCAGGGAGAAAUAUGCAGAACCACUGCUGCGCAUGAUACUUCUGAGAAAAAGAGAUUAGAAAACCAGGUUGUCGGUUUUUGCAGUGUUGAAAAGGACUGGUGUUAACUGCUUGAUCAGGUGAAUUAAAAGAGGGCAGAAGAGUAAGGACUAAUAUUAUGUUGCAGUUUAACAGGCAGCAAGAGUUUCCUUUCCUAAAACAUAAAGGCAGAGAGAUGGAAGUACCAAACAUCCUCCUGCAGCCCAGCAAGGGGAAGGAAAAGGAAGUCGUUCCUGUAGACAAGCAGAGCAGCUCCUCUGCCACCACUCCCUUGAAUGCCCAGACCCUACUGCAACUAGGACCUGAGGGGAAUUACAACUAUUAUGUGGAUGAUGAAGAUGAGGAAGAUGAAGAGAAAGAACAAGAAACAUGGCCACAUGAAGAUGCAUUUAAAGGAGAAGGCAAGGCCUCAUCAUUUAUUCCUUGUUCCCCUGCUCUUUCCCCAAGAACCCCAGCCACAGCAUCUGCUCCAUCUGUGCUGAACAUCAAUGUCGGUGGCCAAAGUUACCGCCUCACCUACCAGGCAGUGGCCAUCUAUCCCAAGACCCGCCUGGGCCGCCUGGCUACCUCCACUGACCGCCGUUGCCAGCUGGGCCUGUGCGAUGACUAUGCUGCCCAGGUCGAUGAGUAUUUCUUUGACCGGGACCCAGCUGUCUUCCAGCUGGUGUACAACUUCUAUGCCUCAGGGGUGCUGCGGGUGAGGGACGAGCUGUGCCCCCGCAGCUUCCUGGAGGAGCUGAGCUACUGGGGUGUGCGUCUCAAAUACACACCCCGCUGCUGCCGCAUCUGCUUCGAGGAGCGCCGGGACGAGCUCAGUGAGCAGCUGAAGGUCCAGCGGGAGCUGCGCUCCCAGGCAGAGGCUGAGGAGAAUGAGCAGCUCUUCCACCACAUGCGCUACUAUGGCCCCCAGCGCUGGCGCCUCUGGAACCUCAUGGAGAAACCCUUCUCCUCUGUCACUGCCAAAGUGAUGGCAGUGGCUUCCAGCUUCUUCGUGCUCAUCUCUGUGGUGGCCCUGGCACUCAACACAGUAGAGGAGAUGCAGCAGGUAGACUGGAAGAGUGGGGAUAGCCGGCCUGUCUUGGAGCACGUUGAGACCUUGUGCAUUGCAUUCUUCACACUGGAGUACCUGCUGCGCUUGGUCUCAACCCCAGACCUGCGCCGCUUUGCCAGCAGUGCCCUCAAUGCUGUAGACCUCAUUGCCAUCCUGCCCCUCUAUCUGCAGCUGCUGCUUGAAUGCUUUACUGAUGAUGACCAACCCCGGGGUCGGGGCUCCCAACAUGAGCAUGAUAUUGAGAAGGUGGGACGGGUGAGCAAGGUAGGACAAGUGCUUCGCAUCAUGCGCCUCAUGCGCAUCUUCCGCAUCCUCAAGCUGGCCCGCCACUCCACGGGGCUGCGUGCCUUUGGCUUCACGUUGCGCCAGUGCUACCAGCAGGUGGGCUGCCUUCUGCUCUUCAUUGCUAUGGGCAUCUUUGCCUUCUCUGCCAUGGUCUACACAGUGGAGCACGAUGUCUCCAGUACCAACUUCACCAGCAUUCCCCAUGCUUGGUGGUGGGCUGCUGUCAGCAUCUCUACAGUGGGAUAUGGAGAUAUGUGUCCAGAAACUCACCUUGGACGCCUGUUUGCUUUCCUCUGCAUUGCUUUUGGAAUAAUCCUGAAUGGCAUGCCCAUCUCCAUCCUCUACAAUAAAUUCUCAGACUAUUACAGCAAGCUGAAGGCCUACGAGUACACUGCUCUCAAGAAAGAAAGAGGGAAGGUCGACUUCACACGGAGAGCCAUGAGGAAAAUAUCUGAGUGCUGUGGAGAGGGUGCAUCUCACCCUUUGUCACAGCAAUGACAGCUUGUGCUUUGGAUACUGGGGAGCAACCAAGA